AUGUCGAAGUUGCUGGAUCUUUAUGUGGAGCACCUGCCAAUUUCGCCAUUCUUGGAUACUCUUAUUGCAGGAUUGAAGGAUCAUAACUACAACAAGAUCGCUUGUUGUCAUAUUCUACGAAAAGCCGUCCAGUUUGCACCAAUCGAAAUAGUUGAAAAAAUGUCGCAGAUAACGCCUUCGGUGAUAGAAAUAUUGACCAUGCAGGUCAAAGAAAGCUGGGUCAAACAGGAGGCCGAUAGACUGGAAGAAGUCAAAAUGAAUGUUCUCGACCUUGUCGUUGAAAUCUCCACGAUUUCCGAUAUGAGUAUGUUCAACCACCUUGCCCUACUCUUAAUUUCAUUCGCUAACUUACCCCUGGGCUAG
Messenger RNA from Rodentolepis nana, 363 nucleotides. NCBI's taxonomy places the organism in Eukaryota, Metazoa, Platyhelminthes, Cestoda, Cyclophyllidea, Hymenolepididae. The record is from the annotation of a GenBank genome assembly.